This is a messenger RNA of Caenorhabditis elegans, 1474 nucleotides long. RefSeq names its product putative 26S proteasome regulatory subunit 4 (gene rpt-2). The record is from RefSeq and is marked reviewed. Gene Ontology annotation, cellular component: nucleus; cytoplasm. NCBI's taxonomy places the organism in Eukaryota, Metazoa, Nematoda, Chromadorea, Rhabditida, Rhabditidae. Gene Ontology annotation, molecular function: ATP hydrolysis activity; ATP binding.
AAUGGGGCAACAACAGUCAGGUUUCGGUGGAAGAGGAAAUGACCGCGGUGCCGGAGAUGGAGAGAAGAAGGAAAAGAAGAAAUAUGAGGCACCGAUUCCAUCUAGGAUUGGAAAGAAGAAGAAGGGGUCUAAGGGACCUGACGCCGCUAGCAAACUUCCAGCUGUCACACCACAUGCCAGAUGCCGUCUGAAGUUGCUGAAGAGCGAAAGAAUCAAGGAUUAUUUGUUGAUGGAGCAAGAAUUCAUUCAAAACCAGGAGCGUUUGAAGCCACAAGAGGAGAGACAAGAAGAAGAGCGCGCCAAGGUGGACGAGCUCCGUGGAACACCAAUGGCAGUCGGAUCACUUGAGGAAAUUAUCGAUGAUCAGCACGCCAUUGUUUCAACUAACGUCGGAAGUGAGCAUUACGUCAACAUCAUGUCAUUCGUCGACAAGGAACAACUCGAGCCGGGAUGUUCAGUCCUUCUCAACCACAAGAAUCACGCCGUCAUCGGAGUUCUCUCCGAUGAUACAGAUCCUAUGGUGUCUGUCAUGAAGCUCGAAAAAGCACCACAAGAAACGUAUGCCGAUGUUGGUGGUCUUGAUCAGCAAAUUCAAGAAAUUAAAGAAGCAGUUGAGCUUCCACUGACUCAUCCUGAAUACUACGAAGAGAUGGGAAUCCGGCCUCCAAAGGGAGUUAUUCUAUACGGUUGUCCUGGUACUGGAAAAACGCUACUUGCCAAGGCUGUUGCUAAUCAGACGUCAGCUACUUUCCUUCGUAUUGUUGGUUCGGAACUUAUUCAGAAAUACCUCGGAGAUGGUCCAAAGAUGGUCCGUGAGCUCUUCCGCGUUGCUGAGGAGAAUGCACCAUCAAUUGUGUUCAUUGAUGAAAUUGAUGCUGUUGGAACAAAACGUUACGAUUCGAACUCUGGUGGAGAACGUGAAAUUCAGCGGACUAUGCUUGAACUUCUCAAUCAACUUGAUGGAUUCGAUUCCCGUGGAGAUGUUAAAGUUUUGAUGGCCACUAACCGCAUCGAAUCUCUCGACCCUGCUCUCAUUCGUCCAGGUCGUAUUGAUCGUAAGAUUGAAUUCCCCCUGCCAGAUGAAAAAACGAAGCGCCGUAUCUUCCAGAUCCAUACAUCUCGAAUGACACUCGGCAAAGAAGUUAACCUCGAAGAGUUCAUCACAGCAAAGGACGAGUUGAGUGGAGCUGAUAUCAAGGCUAUGUGCACAGAAGCUGGUCUCUUAGCUCUUCGCGAGCGUCGUAUGCGUGUCACGAUGGAAGAUUUCCAGAAGUCCAAAGAAAAUGUGCUCUACCGUAAGAAGGAAGGAGCUCCAGAAGAACUCUAUUUGUAAAUGUGCCCCGUUUUAUUUAUUUUUUUUGUAUUUUCUCUUUCCCAAUUUAUUUUAUUCCCUUUUUGAACGUCCCGUUGCACAAAAACCGAUUUAAUGUAAUUUUAAAUCUGGAUUGAUUGAGGUAAAUGAUUCAUGAUGAAA